AUGUCCGAGGCCUACGCAGGAAAGAGCGACCAGCAGAUCAUUGACGAGCAGGCGCAGAACCUCGACUUCAAGGGCGACUACCAGCAGCGCGAGUCGUUCAACCCGCGCACCACGGUCCUCUCGGAGCAGAGCGGCGUCAACGAGUCCGGGCUCGACCAGUUUCCGGGCGCCAGCGUCUCAGUGGGGCGCACCGGCCAGACGGGCGGCGGCACCAACCCUCAGAACAUCCCGCCCGAGGAAGGCGGCGACGGCCGCAGCCAGCGCACGGGCGAGAGCAGCGCGCGCUUCGAGGGCCUCGGCGGGCCCGAGGACAAGCGGCACGAGGCGCUCAAGCAGAACCCGGGCGGCUUCGACGCAAAGCCCCGCGGCAUCGACCAGACGCGCCAGGGCCAGCUCAACGAGCCCGUCCCCCGCACCGAGGACCAGGCCCUCGAGGCCGACCAGGAGGCUACCGCCCGCAGCCACGCCAUCAACUCGUAG
This is a messenger RNA of Pseudozyma flocculosa PF-1, 480 nucleotides long. RefSeq lists its product as uncharacterized. The transcript is spliced from 2 exons. Bases 1 to 480 code for a protein of 159 amino acids. The record is from RefSeq and is a predicted model, not a curated record. Lineage: Eukaryota; Fungi; Basidiomycota; Ustilaginomycetes; Ustilaginales; Ustilaginaceae.